Torulaspora delbrueckii is the source of this 867-nucleotide messenger RNA. It is a transcript of the gene RPP1, whose product is annotated as RNA-binding RNA processing protein RPP1. The transcript has a single exon. The record is from RefSeq and is a predicted model, not a curated record. Gene Ontology annotation, biological process: tRNA processing. The coding region runs from base 1 to 867 and encodes 288 amino acids. Gene Ontology annotation, cellular component: nucleolar ribonuclease P complex. Gene Ontology annotation, molecular function: RNA binding. NCBI's taxonomy places the organism in Eukaryota, Fungi, Ascomycota, Saccharomycetes, Saccharomycetales, Saccharomycetaceae.
AUGCUGGUUGAUUUGAACGUUAGUUGGCCUCAAAAAAGUUUCAAAGACGUUGUAAAUGCAGAACAAGUUGCUAAAGUGAGACACACGCUCUCGACCUUACAUUUGCUUGGGUAUACACAUGUUGCAUUAAAUUUCACAGUCAGUCAUAGUGACAAGUUCCCCAACAAUCCAAAGGAAUUGAACCCUCUGAAGAUAGAUGAAAGAUUUGGCGACCUAAUGAAAUCCACCGGUCUAAAAAUUUACUCUAGAAUCACUUUAAUCAUUGAUGACCCAUCUAAGGGCCAAUCCCUCUCCAAGAUAUCUCAACACUAUGAUAUCAUCGCCGCAUUACCAAUAAGUGAACGUGGUAUUACGCUAGCCACCACCAAUCUCGACAUUGACCUUCUCACAUUCCAUUACGGCCAACGAUUACCUACGUUUCUCAAACACAAGAGUAUUUGCAGCUGCGUAAAGCGUGGUGUCAAGAUAGAGAUAGUUUACGCCCAUGCGCUUCGAGACUCUCAAUCUCGCAGACAGUUUAUCUCAAAUGUGCGAAGCGUCAUUCGAAGCUCCCGCUCACGCGGUAUAGUCAUCUCUAGUGGUGCCCAAAGCCCCAGCGAGUGCAGAAACUUACUAAGUACCACUUGUCUGAUUAAAUCAUUGGGCCUGCCCAGCGAUAGGUGUUCGAAAGCCCAGGGCCAGCUCGCUUCGUUAGUUCUCCUGAACGGGAGAUUAAGAACCAAGAGUUACAAGCAAGCUGUCGUCGUUGGAGGUCAAGUUGUCGAAGAUCUGCAUACCAUAGACGACGCAAAAUGCAUCAAGAUCGUCAAGCGCAGCGACGCGGGUCCAGAAGCAAACCCAAGAAGCCCGAAACGGGCAAAGCUAUAG